This is a messenger RNA of Lolium rigidum, 634 nucleotides long. RefSeq lists its product as uncharacterized. The record is from RefSeq and is a predicted model, not a curated record. The transcript is spliced from 2 exons. Bases 293 to 634 code for a protein of 113 amino acids. NCBI's taxonomy places the organism in Eukaryota, Viridiplantae, Streptophyta, Magnoliopsida, Poales, Poaceae.
CUUGUCUCUCUCCCACGUCUCCCAGCCAAGCAACCGCGCCGGUCGACGGAGACCAUUCCUUCGUUCCCAGGCGGCGGCUAAUCUCUGCUUCAUUCUCUUCGAAGACUAAGAUCAGGGCAGAGGCGAGCUCGCUAGGGAGCAGUUAGCGCGCGGCGACCAGGCCGUGGACUCGUACUAGCAGCGAUUCGGAUCCCCCGAUUCAUUCGAUUUGCCUGCGCCGGAGAUCCAACUUCCCCUGUCUCCGUGCCUCGCCGGAGAGGGGAAGGAGAUCCGACCGAAUCGGACUCCAUCCAUGUCCCAGCCCCGCAGGCCCAGCAGUACUGCCGGCGGGGAUUCCAUCAGGUCAUGGAUCAUGUGCGGCGGCCACCUCCAGCGCGGCGUCGGCUCCCUCGUCCGCGAACACCCCUGCGGCGGGGGCCCCGACCCCUACUACCUCAAGGGGGGCAAGAUGCUCAGGCCAGAGAAAUGGAACGCUUGCUUCGAUACCGAAGGAAGGGUCACAGGGUUCCAUAAGACCCUAAAGUUCAUCGUCUUGGGAGUGAGUUCACUAACUGAUACCGUUCCUUUCAUGCUUGAAAGACUUAUUUCAUCUUGCUGCACCUACGCACACCUGAGGCAGAUCAUACCAGGAUGA